This is a messenger RNA of Xenopus tropicalis (tropical clawed frog), 7123 nucleotides long. It is a transcript of the gene plxnb2, whose product is annotated as plexin B2. The record is from RefSeq and is marked validated. Gene Ontology annotation, cellular component: plasma membrane. Lineage: Eukaryota; Metazoa; Chordata; Amphibia; Anura; Pipidae. Gene Ontology annotation, molecular function: transmembrane signaling receptor activity; semaphorin receptor activity. Gene Ontology annotation, biological process: semaphorin-plexin signaling pathway.
CUUGAGAGCUCCCAGGCAGUCUGAAAUCCGAUCCUCCGCAGCCGGCUCAGAGGGGAGGACUCUCUCCCUGUUAUUCUGCCUUUUUUUUCCUGCUUCCUGUUUCUGGUAUUGUGCUGGGGAGCGGAUGUGCGCAGCGCCCACAGGUGUGUCUCCUCUCGGCGCUCAGUGCUAGGGAGUCGGCUGGGAAGGACUGUGCGAGGCUGAUAUGGACACAGUGAGGGCCGGGGGGUCGGGGCGCGGAGCCGCACUACAUUUCUCUCAGCGUCUCCAUUAAGUCCGGGAAAGCCGCGGGAAGCGGAGCCUAGCAGGAGACUUGUUGGGAGGAAGGGGACAGAGGACAGAAAGUGCCAAUAUUGACUCAUUAUAAGUAAAAGGCAGACUGUUUAAACAAGGCUGAGAAGUUUUGCGAAUAUAUUUUUGAAAGACACUAAAUAACUACUCUGACCAACAAUGGCUUUAUGGUUUCAAGUUUCCAGCCUAAUUAUCUGCAUCAUAUUGAUGCCACAAGCACAAACAUUUCUCUCUUUCUUUAGUGACACAGAUUUAAACCAUCUUGCUGUUAACAAUGACACUGGCAUUGUUUAUAUUGGAGCUGUAAAUCGCUUGUACCAACUUUCUGCAGAGCUCGAUAUGCAAGUGAAUUUUACCACAGGUCCAAAAUUAGAUAAAAAAUCUUGCACACCACCCAUUGACUCCCAGCAGUGUCCCUCUGCAGAAAUAACAGAUAAUUAUAACAAGCUGCUGCUGCUAGAUAAGCCACAUGAACGGAUUAUUGUAUGUGGUAGCAUUUUUAAAGGAAUUUGCUCGUUAAGGGCUAUGAGCGAUAUUUCUACAGAGCUUUGGUAUAAAGAUAACCUAGGAGAAAAGUCUUUUGUUGCGAGCAAUGAUGAAGUUAUAUCUACUGUUGGAUUGGUCACUAACCAUGGCAAAGAAAAAAGGAGGCUUUUAUUUGUUGGAAAAGGCCAUGUACAAAAUGACAAUGGAAUUAUCAUAAGUACGCGGAUACUGGAAAAGAAAGAAGAUAGAGAUGUUUUUGAAGUGUAUCAAGACUCUGCAACAUUUAAAUCUGUUGAUCAUAUAAAACAUUUCCAGCAAUUUGUAACUGCUUUUGAGAAUGAUGAUUAUGUUUAUUUUGUCUCAACACGAGCAGAUCGAAUUAGUAAUGAAAAUCGGACUUUUAUUUCCCGUCUUUGUAAGGAUGAUUUCAACUACUACUCCUAUAUUGAGAUGCCUCUUGAAUGUAAAAACCAGAGGAAUAAUGAGAGCUACAAUUUCAGCCACUCUGUUUUUGUUACUAAACCGGGCAGUGACUUAGCAGAUAUCAUGAAACUUCCAUCCACUGAAACAACAGUUCUCUUUGGUGUUUUUAGCAGAAAACAAGUUUCAGAUCAAUCUGCUGUCUGUGUGUUUUCACUGUCUGAGAUUAAUAAUAAAUUUGAAGAAAACCGUGAGGCAUGUUACACAAGUAAUAAAGCUGAUCUCAAGACUCUAUUUUUUAAGCCAUAUGGAGGAGAACUGUCCUGUGCAAAUUCACCAUCGGGAGCUGCUAAAAGUUAUCGCUGUGGGUCAGAACACUUGCCCUACCCCUUGGAGUGCAAGGAAGGUGUAUCCAAAAGUUCUGUGUUAAUAAGAGAGAAGAAUCCUUUUAGCUCAGUUGCCAUCGCUGUUGAGAAUGAGCACACCAUUGCAUUUUUGGGGACAGCUGAAGGAAAACUUGUGAAGGCUUUUAUCAGAGACCAAUCAUAUGAGUAUAGGAACCUUUCCUUUGAAACAUCAAGUGCAGUGAAGAAUGGCAUGGUGUUUGAUGCUGAUCAAAAACAUCUGUAUGUAAUGACUAAGAAAAAGGCCUACCGAGUUCCUGUUCAAGAUUGUGCCCGUUCUUCAAAUUGCAAUGAAUGCAUUUCAACAAAUGAUCCUUAUUGUGGUUGGUGUGUUCUUGAAGGAAAAUGCACAAGGAAGGUUGAUUGCCCAAGGAACAAUAACAGUCACUGGUUAUUUAGUCCUUCUGGAACAUGUAUGCAAGUCAAGAGUGCGACGCCAGGGAAUAUGAGUGUCAUGUCACUGCGCAAGGUUACAUUAACUGUGGAACCCUCAAUAUAUUUAUUAUAUAACGAUAAUCUGAUUUGUGACUUUGGAGGAGCGAAAACUACAGCUGAAUUGCAGCAAGAUGGGACAAUCUCUUGCCAACCCCCAAAUCUAAUUCCAUCCCCAGAAAAAGGCAAAGAUAAUGUUAACAUUACAAUCAACCUAAGCUUUCAGAAGAAUGGUGAUGUGUUUUUUGCAAAUUAUUCUUAUCCAUUCUAUAAUUGUAAAGAAGCAAUAAACCUUUCAGAGAAUAUGCCAUGUACAUCCUGUGUUACUAGCAGGUGGAAUUGUCAGUGGGAUAUAAAUAAUCAUAGGUGUGAGGACUCCUCUCAACGGGAUGAUGUUAUUGAGCCUAAUAUGGAAGAAAAUUGUCCACAGUUCUAUGAACCCAAUCCAUCAUUGAUUCCAAUGAAACAUAAAAGUACCAUAACAUUUAAUGGGAAAAAUCUUGAUCAUUAUAAGAAUGGAGAUUUCAGUGCAGGCAAUGAUGAAUUUAAGUUCAAAACAGAUGUGUUACAAAUUGAUGGAUCCUUCUCCCUUUCUAUACCAGAGUUUCCUGCAGAAGAUAAAGAAACUGUUCCUUUGGGUAUUUACAUUAAAGUGAAUGAAAAAAAGAUUGACAGUAAAUUAAAUGUUAAUCUCUACAACUGCAUGUAUGGCAGAAGUGACUGCAGCCUGUGCCUUGCUGCCGAUCCUGUAUACCAGUGUGUCUGGUGUAAUGACAAAUGUGUAUACAAGGAUAUGUGUGAGGAAUCACCUGCUACUGAGUGCCCAGCUCCUAAAAUCACUGAUCUUGUGCCAAUAGCAGCACCUUUAAAGGGGGGAAUUCGCCUCACCAUAAAAGGAUCAAAUUUAGGAAUAAAACCUGCUGAUGUUGAAGAAAUAAUAGUGGCAAACACCCCGUGUACAUUUAUUGAAGAAUUGUAUUCUGUCUCCACUAGUGUUGUUUGUGAAGUUGGUGCUGUGGACGAACCUGAUUCAGGGAAAGUUAAAAUAAAGAUUAAGGAGAAGAUGGGAAUAUCGAGUCAGAUUUUUACAUACCAGGAUCCAAACCCAGAUUCUCUACACCCACUUGAAGGUAUAAUGGCUGGUGGUACUCGGUUGACAAUUAAGGGCCAAAGACUAGAAACAGGAUCCGAGAAUGAUAUCAGAGUGACCCUUGAUAGCAUACCUUGUGCCGUUAAAUCUUUUGGUGAAGAAAUUGUUUGUGAUACAGGAAUGGCUUCCAAAAAAGGAGAGGUGGCAGUAAAGCUGUUGUAUGGCGACUGCACAGAAAUAAAUGCUGGACACUUUAUAUACAAGGAAAAUCCAUCAAUUGCUCAUUUUACUCCAGACAGAAGCUUUGCCAGUGGUGGGAGACGUAUUACAAUUUCAGGGUCAGGAUUUAACCUUGUACAGAAUUUCAGAAUAAUUGCAAGACUGCAGGGAGAAGACAGUUCUUCGGUUACAGAAGAUGAAUCCAAAACUAUUUCACAGGAAGACAUCCUUGAAAAAGUAAAUGACUCUGUGAUUAUAUUCACGUCUCCACAAGUGCCAGAAAAUUACCUGACCUCUGGGGUUACAAUUGUGAUUAAAAUGGAUGGACUUGAGUCACCUCUUCAGACUAAUGAACUUUCUUUCUUGUACAUCCCGGAUCCUACAUUUGAGAACUUCACUGAUGGUAUUAAGAAGCAAGUGAAUAAUCUCAUAAAUGCUAAGGGUGAUAAUCUUAAUGCUGCAAUGACAAUUGAAGAGGCCAAAGCAUUUGUGGGUGAAGGCACCUGCAAAAUAAAUACUCUAACAUCUACUGACUUGUACUGUGUCCCCCCAGAAGAACAACCCCCACCAAAGAGGCGUCACAAAAGAGAUACAGCAAAUAACUUACCAGAGUUCAUAGUGAAAUUUGGAAAGCGUGAAUGGGUCCUGGGAAAAGUUGAAUAUGGACAAUCCCCUGCUAUUCCUCUUCACAUUAUUAUUCCUGUUGUUAUCAUUCCAAUGCUUCUAAUCAUUGGAAUUGCAGUUUACUUUUACAGGCGGAAAAGUCAACAAGCAGAGCGUGAGUAUGAAAAAGUCAAACUGCAGCUCGAGGGCUUGGAAGAGACUGUGAGAGAGCGCUGCAAGAGGGAAUUUACAGAACUAAUGAUUGAGAUGGAAGAUCAAACCAGUGAUCUCAGUGAGGCCGGCAUCCCUUUCCUAGAUUACAAAACAUACACAGACAGGGUGUUCUUCCUGUCAUCCAAAGAUGGGGAAAAAGAUGUGAUGAUAACUGGAAAGCUGGAUAUCCCAGAGGCCAGGCGGCAAACUGUAGAAGUAGCUCUGAACCAGUUCUCGAACCUUCUUAACAGUAAAUCAUUCCUUACAAUUUUCAUUCACACUCUAGAAAGCCAAAAGGACUUCUCUGCCAGAGAAAAACUCUAUUUAGCCUCCCUGCUAACUGUGGCUUUGCAUGGGAAACUGGAAUAUUACACUGAUAUCAUGAGAGCAUUAUUAAUGGAGUUAAUGGACCAAUAUGUGGCCAAAAACCCCAAGCUUCUCCUUCGCAGGUCAGAAACUGUUGUGGAGCGGAUGCUUUCAAAUUGGAUGUCCAUAUGUUUAUACCAGUAUUUGAAAGACACUGUUGGUGAGCCGUUAUACAAACUCUUCAAAGCAAUUAAACACCAAGUGGAAAAGGGCCCAGUUGAUGCUUUGCAAGCUAAAGCCAAAUACACACUCAAUGAUACAGGAUUACUAGGGGAUGAUGUUGAGUACAAACAGUUGACCGUCAACGUAAUUGUUCAAGAGGAAGGUGCAGAACCAGUACCAGUAAAAGUGCUGAACUGUGACACAAUUACCCAAGUAAAGGAGAAGAUUGUUGAUCAGGUUUACAGGAACAUUCCUUAUUCCUUACGGCCUAAGGCUGACAGUUUGGCUCUGGAAUGGAGGCCAGGGUCUACUGCACAAAUACUCUCUGAUCUGGAUUUAACAUCACAGAAAGAAGGAAGGUUGAAACGCUAUAACACACUCAUGCACUACAAUGUCAGGGAUAAUGCCACUCUCAUUCUAUCAAGAAUGGGGAUUUCUCAGCAGCAAGAGGAAAACCACCAAGACUUUCCAGGGGAAAGAAAUGCAUUGUUAGAGGAUGAAAAUAAAGCCUGGCACCUUGUCCGUCCAGCUGAUGAGGUAGAUGAAGUCAAAUCAAAGAGAGGAAGCAUGAAAGAAAAGGAAAGAACCAAAGCAAUAACAGAAAUAUAUCUAACUAGGCUGCUGUCUGUCAAGGGUACACUCCAGCAGUUUGUAGAUAACUUCUUCCAGAGUGUCCUUAAUUCCAAUCAAGUGGUACCACCAGCUGUGAAAUACUUCUUCGAUUUCCUUGAUGAGCAAGCAGAAAAAUAUGAAAUCAAAGAUGAAGAUACUGUCCACAUAUGGAAAACAAACAGUUUAUCACUAAGAUUUUGGGUGAAUAUACUGAAAAAUCCACACUUUAUUUUUGAUGUGCAUGUUCACCAAGUAGUAGAUGCUUCCUUGUCAGUCAUCGCACAGACUUUCAUGGAUGCCUGCAGCAGGACGGAGCACAAGCUUAGCAGAGAAUCUCCAAGCAACAAGCUCUUGUAUGCAAAAGAGAUCUCAACUUACAAAAAAAUGGUGGAAGACUAUUACAAGGGAAUCCGCCAGAUGGUACAAGUUAGCGACCAGGAUAUGAAUACACAUUUAGCAGAAAUUUCAAGGGCUCACACGGAGUCAUUAAAUACACUAGUAGCACUACAUCAGCUGUAUCAGUAUACAAAUAAAUACUACGAUGAGAUAAUAAACGCUCUGGAGGAGGAUCCUGCAGCCCAGCGCAUGCAGUUAGCAUAUCGGCUACAGCAAAUAGCCGCAGCACUAGAGAACAAAGUGACAGAUCUUUGACCGGAACACCCCACUUAAAACACGUUUUCAAAUUGAAGAUGUUCAGUUUUUCCUCAUAAGAGUGUUAUAUUUUUAAAAAGUUUUAUUACCUUUUUUUAAAUCCACCUGCCCGCGUAUCAUUGUAUACGCCAUGUAGAAAACUGUGCUAAAAGAGCCUUUUUUAAUAUCUCAUAUAAUUGCACAAUGAAGAGUUCAGCAUUAACAUUUUUACAUUCAUUAUGCAAACAUACAACAUUUUUAGUGUUAUUUAUAGUCGAGCAAUACAUGGAAAGAGCAAUCAUUUCAGCAUAUUAGGACUUGGAUAAACCACUCUUCCCCCUCAGCUCAUAUCUGUAAUAAUUGGACAAUGUGGUGGUUACACCACAUUUAAUUUGUAACUGCAUUUCCAUUUUCCACUAAGUGCCACAGGGGGAGAAGUAACUGCUUUUUAUUGUGGCCAGAUUUUAAUGUGGUUAAUUACUGAUGUCAACGGUACCAAAAGAAGAGGUUUAAUACAUUUAAAGCACAAAUCAAGAUUUUUUAGCUCUUCAAUUCCUUUUUUUACUCUGAAGUUUAUUUUAUAUAAAUAUACAUUCUAAUGUGCCUUAUAUGUAACAUUUUAAGAAAAGACUGAUACGUGAUUUUGUAAAGAAUACAGAAAAUUUAUUUAUGCCACUGAUUUUCUUUUUGUGAAAAAUUGUGACCAAUCUAAGUUAAUGAUGUAUGAAUACAGUAAACGUUGACAUGAUUAUGUACAAUUGUAAUGUAUCACUUGUAUUAAAAAUGUCACUGAUAUUGUUUUUGGGAGCUUAAUAUUGCAUUUGGGAGUACGAGUACGGUAUAGUAUAUAGCAUUUCUACAUUAGGACCAUGCUGUAACAUACAAUAUAGGAAAAUAUGAGGAUUUGUGGUUUUAAUUCAACAAGCAGCACCUGAUUGUAACCUUGAGAACUCCAAUAAAGAGUCUCGCAUUGCACAAUGACUGGCAUCAGGCAGAUGUUCUAUUUACAUAUAAGCAAUUAAACUCAACGGGCCUGUGACACCAGCAAAUGAAAGCCUCAUGUAUUCAUUUAAAUACAAUUGCCUCCUCGUUUUAGUAUCUUGCAUCAUAUCUAAGAAGUUAUUUUUAUCUAAAGGGAUAGUGCCAUCACAUGAUUACCUUGUUAUUUUUUUAUAAUAAAGUACAUUUUUUUGGA